Oncorhynchus mykiss (rainbow trout) is the source of this 5173-nucleotide messenger RNA. Its product is annotated as protocadherin gamma-A5. Gene Ontology annotation, biological process: homophilic cell-cell adhesion. Gene Ontology annotation, cellular component: plasma membrane. Lineage: Eukaryota; Metazoa; Chordata; Actinopteri; Salmoniformes; Salmonidae. Gene Ontology annotation, molecular function: calcium ion binding. The record is from RefSeq and is a predicted model, not a curated record.
CACAAUAAUGCGUUUAGAAACCCACAGAAGCACAGUAAAGUGGAGCUCCAGACGAGAGAAUAAGGACCCUUGUCUGUACAUUAGGUGUCCAACUGCUCUUUGUUCUGUUAAUGGACGCCACAUUUACUGGAUUCUUGUCAAAUACAUUCUAGAAUUUAUUUUCAGCCUUAAUAUUGUGCUUUGGCUUCAGAUUUUUGUCGUGAAAUGGCAAUGAGAAAGAACAGACUCUUGGAGUGGCCGUUGUGCGUGUUCGUGGUUUGCGCGUUCUCAGUUUACCCUGUGGCCGGGCAGGUCCGCUACUCCAUCCCGGAGGAAAUGACCUUGGGAUCCUUUGUUGGAGAUAUAGCAAAAGAUCUGGGACUGGACCCGCAACGGCUCGUAGCCGGGAGAGCUCGGAUUUUCAGCGCGGGCGACAGUGAGUACGUAGGGCUGGACCGAGAGAAAGGACAAUUGUUGGUAAAAGAGAGAAUGGACCGGGAACAGCUAUGUGCGGAGAUGCCCGCAUGUAGCUUCAGUUUCGAUGUGAUAUUAGAGAAUCCAAUGGAACUGUUUCGAGUUACAGUUGAAGUACUAGAUAUCAACGAUAAUAGCCCCGUCUUUCCGAAGAGAGAAAUUGAAUUGGAAAUCAGCGAGUUAGCCGUACCUGGUGCUCGUUUCUCUAUCGAAAACGCGGUAGACCAAGACGUGGGCGAAAAUGCACUUCAGAAAUACAUGUUAAACCCCACAGACCAUUUUAAUCUUAAUGUUCAAGGUAGCAUAGAUGACCGUAAACACAUAGAGAUGGUACUUCAAAAACCUCUGGACAGAGAAAAGACAAAGCAUCACUAUUUGACUUUAACUGCUGUCGAUGGUGGAGACCCUCAGCGGUCUGGAACAGUUCAAAUUCACAUCGUCGUUCUCGAUGCAAAUGAUAAUGCCCCGGCAUUUAGCCAAGCUACAUAUAAAGCAUUUGUUCCAGAAAAUGCAGCGAAAGGCACAUUGAUUACCACAGUAAGUGCAACAGAUGCAGACGAGGGAUCUAGCAUCAAUAUAGAGUAUUAUUUUGAGCAUGCCACCAAAAGUAUUCAAGAGCUAUUCACAAUCGACCCGAUUUCAGGCGAGGUAAAAGUAGUAGGGGAUAUAGAUUAUGAAAAGAACAAACAAUUUCAAAUAAAGGUAAAAGCCAAAGAUCAUGGUGGCUUAACAGACUCAUGUAGCGUCGUUAUUGAUGUUAUUGAUAUUAAUGAUAACAUCCCGAAAAUAACCGUCAUGUCAUUUUCUAGUGCCCUACCCGAGGACUCGGUCCCUGGCACUAUUAUAGCCAUGAUUAACAUCCAGGAUCUUGAUUCCGCGGAAAAUGCAGAGAUAACAUGUUCCAUUCAUAACAACCUUCCUUUCAAGAUGGAAUCAUCUUUAUCAAAUUAUUACAAUCUGGUGACAGAAUCUGUAUUGGACAGAGAGCAAACAGCAGAGUAUAAUAUAACAAUCACGGCAGUAGAUGGAGGCAGUCCGCCGCUCUCAAGUAAAAAGACACUCAGUUUAAAGAUAUCGGAUGUGAACGACCAUUCACCCCAAUUCCCCCAAGAAAGCUAUGAUGCCUAUGUGUUUGAAAACAAUGUCCCUUCCCGGUCUUUCUUUUCUGUGAGCGCUACAGAUGCAGACCGGGGAUCAAAUGCUAGGGUAUCAUAUUUCCUUGAGGAUGGAAGUUUAAACGGGGCUCCACUCUCCGCAUAUUUGACAGUAAAUUCCGACAGUGGGGUCCUUUACGCGGUGAAGCCCUUUGAUUAUGAGCAAAUCAAAUCUUUCAAAAUCAAUGUCAAAGCACAAGAUGGAGGCUCACCCCCAUUGAGUGGCAAUGUGACUAUAAACAUAUUCAUAAAAGAUGAGAACGACAAUGUGCCUCAGGUUCUCUACCCAGUGCAGACGAGUGGCUCUCUGGUGGCUGAAAUGGUGCCUCGUUCAGCAGAUGUGGGCUAUCUUGUCACUAAAGUGGUGGCUGUUGAUGUGGACUCUGGACAAAAUGCAUGGCUCUCGUAUAAACUGAAGAAAACGACAGACAGAGCGCUGUUUGAAAUAGGCCUACAGAAUGGAGAAAUAAGAACCAUACGCCAGGUCACUGAUAAAGAUGCAGUGAAACAAAAGCUCACUGUUGUAGUGGAAGACAACGGGCAGCCCUCUCGAUCAGCUACAGUCAAUGUGAACGUGGCGGUGGCGGACAGCUUCCCUGAAGUACUCUCAGAAUUCAUUGACAUCACAGUGGACAGGGAAUAUGACAACAACCUGACUUUUUAUCUGGUGUUGGCCUUGGCUGGGGUCUCGGUUCUGUUCAUAUUCUCCAUCAUUGCCAUUGUCACAGUAAAAAUCUACAGAUGGAGACAGAAUCGAUUAUUCUAUAAAUCUGCAGCAAACCUCCCAGUUAUCCCAUUUUACCCUCCCGUUUACCCAGACGGAACCCUGGGAACCCUACAGCGUGUAUACAACUAUGAGGUGUGUGGAACCACUGACUCUAGGAUGAGUAAUGUGAAGUUUGCGAGGCCUUAUAGCCAGAACACACUGGUGGAUGUGAGUUGCAUGGGGACAAUGCAGAGAGAAAAUAGAGAGCAGGAGGAUGCUGAUGUUGAUGGAGAGCAAAAUCCACCCAACAAUGACUGGCGCUUAAACCAGCAGGGACAGAGACCUGGACCCAGUGGCACAUACAGGUACAGCACCAGCACCCAGGAGAUAUGGACACCGUACGGGAAGGCGAGAGCUGGCCCCCAUCCUGAGGGGGCAGGUGGUGUCGUAGCUGGAACAGGACCCUGGCCCAACCCCCCCACCGAGGAUGAGCAGAUCCAGGCUCUGAUGUCUGCUGCCAAUGAGGUGAGCGAGGCGACGGCGACCCUUGGACCCCGCUACAACGCCCAGUUCCCCAUGCAGCAUGUGCCCGAUUACCGCCAGAACGUCUACAUCUCUGGCAGCACGGCCACCCUGACGGCCAACCCCCAGCCGAUGAUGCCCCAGCCGGCCCUGCAGGGCCCGCCACAGGCCAUGCCCCAGGUUGACGUCCCCAACGCUGCCCAGACCCCCGCCAGCAAGAAGAAGUCCACCAAGAAGGACAAGAAGUAAGCCAAGCUAACACCAAACCCAAUCGCCACGGACACCAAGACCCUUUACCCCCAUACUGCAGAGCAUACUCCCUCAAUAGAAGCCUUGAUCCUUCUUUUUCUUAUGCCAUUCUAUCUGAUAGUUCAAUCUGAUAUUCCCAGCGUUGUGGAUGUAGUGAGCUUAUGUCAAAAUGUUGGUCGUGGGCAAUUGCUGUACUUCUUACUCCUAUGGUCAUCACAGCUCUCUUCAGGCAGAGGUUACUGGUUUGUGGUGUAUGUGGGGUGGGAGGGGUGGAAGAGUGGAGAAAAGAAGAGGGCAUGAGCUGUAUUUUGGAUUCAGAUGGAUUUCAGGUACCUGGAAUUCAUAUAGUGAUCGAGCUCUGCGUUAUAGCAUUCUAAAGAAAAAAACAUCUGGUUGUUUGUUUUCAUUGAAACCUUUGAUGUUUCUCUAAAAUGCCAAGUAGUUGCUUCUUAUGGUGACAUAAAUUACGCUACCUUCUUGUUUAUUUUGAGAACUUUCUUUAGCUCUUUAAGGAAUGAAGUAGACAAGACGUGUUGCAUGAUUCAUCCUAAAGAUGAAGAACCACUGAAGAUAAGCCUACACUAACAUACAUUUGAAGAAAGAGGCUAGCUCAACUUCGUCACAAAAAUACAAAUUUCAUGUGAGAAUGCACACCGUGGCAUUAACAUUUUAAAAUGUAAGGUUCAUUGUAGUUAUGUGACUAGUAAGCAUAAGAACAGAUUCUGAUUUUGUGUUACUUAUAAUGGUGACCAUCAAAGUAUAUCCAGCUGCUUUUUAAAAUCUUGUCCAAGCAGGAUUCUGUGGUAACUUAAAUCAUUUAUCCACGAUUGUAACCUUUUUCCAUCAUUAUUGGUAGAUUCCUGUACUGCAUUCAAACUGAACUUUGUUUAAAUAAUGUAACAGUGUAAAGGUGAUGGAUCAGUGUUUUAUAAACUUAGAACCAGCAUUAUUUCGAUAUUGUAUCAGCGUUGUUGUAACGUUCUAUUAGCGUUAUGCCGAGCUUGCUCAGUGUGAUUGGCUCUGCACUGUGGCCCUCUCUAAGGCUCAUAGACAGAGUCCUGUGACCACUACCCCAGGGUUGUGGGUUACGGCUAGGGUUAGACAGAGUCCUGUGACCCCAGGUUUGGGUGUGUGGUAAAGGCAUAAGGAGGGGAAAGGGUGGACAGUCUCUGUCCUCUUGCCACAUGUACAGUAUCUCUCCGGCUAUGACAGCCUGUAAAUGUGCUCUAAUCACUUCUUCAGCCCAGACCACAGGUUCAGUACACUACAACUCCAGGCACUGUAGGACGUUCUGUAAUGGACAGUUUACAGGAGCCUCUGUAGAAGCCUUGUUGUGCGUUCAAGGCAAUAUCAGGACCAUGGACAGAGACCACCUCCCUCUCCUCUCUUAGAAGCAGUCUGGGGCACAGAGAAUGUUUUCAGCCCAUCCUUAACCCUGCCAAAUCCUCAGCUGCACUGACAUUCUGCCCCCAUGUAAAUAAGACACAGCCAAUCUGAGAGAGAGACAUCACUCUCUCACCACAGCCACACAGCUGGCUAGUACUGGAAUGUUUUGAAUAUUUUUCAGGAAAUAAAUCUGAGAAGAAAAUAGAAAAAAAGAAGUUGUUCAUAUUAAAUGUAGUGGUGUAGUGACUAAGAUUUGAGUAAACUGACUCGACCAAGAUGUAAAUAAAACUAAAACUUUCAAAAGACAGUCGUAACUAGAGGCUUGUGAAAUUUUUUCGUGCAUAUUUUUGUGUUUUCUCUCAAUCACUUUCUUUCUUUGGUCACACCAAACUUUAAAUCUUAACACACAACACCCACAUGUCUUUUAAAGUGUGAUUCCAUUUCCCUGCACCUCUUCCUGUGUUUGUGAUUUUGAUCAAUUGUUUAUGCUACUGGAAUGCCACCCUUGCUCAUACGAAUAUAAAUAUGUGUCUUCUAAUCCUCUUUAUUCUCUUGUAUUAUCUUCCGGAUUAAAAUGCUUAGCGCUUCUCCCUGUUACACUUAUUUUAUAUGCUAAAAUGUAUAUCGCUGUUUAUUUCUUUAUGGUUUUUGUUUAUUCUCUGCUCACUGACAUUUCCAAAUAAAAAUCUCUUUUGAAAUGAUG